Passer montanus (Eurasian tree sparrow) is the source of this 1755-nucleotide messenger RNA. It is a transcript of the gene TERB2, whose product is annotated as telomere repeat binding bouquet formation protein 2. The record is from RefSeq and is a predicted model, not a curated record. Gene Ontology annotation, cellular component: nuclear inner membrane. Bases 33 to 1235 code for a protein of 400 amino acids. Lineage: Eukaryota; Metazoa; Chordata; Aves; Passeriformes; Passeridae. The transcript has 4 exons. Gene Ontology annotation, biological process: homologous chromosome pairing at meiosis; meiotic attachment of telomere to nuclear envelope.
AGAACCUUUCCCUAAUAUCAGCUUAAAUCUCCAUGACGCCGCUCCAGCUGUUCCCUGUCUCGCCGGGUUUUCCCAGCACCGCUUCCCCUCACGGCCGCUCCCCUCAGGGCCGUUCCCGCCAUCAUCUCCCCUCAGGGCGGUUCCCGCCUUGCCCCAGCCCCUCAGGGCUGUUCCUGCCUCCUUGCAGCCCCUCAGGGCCGUUCCCCUCAGGGCUGUUCCUGCCUCCUUGCAGCCCUUCAGGGCCGUUCCCCUCAGGGCGGUUCCUGCCUCCUUGCAGCCCCUCAGGGCGGUUCCCGUCUUCCCCCAGCCCCUCAGGGCCGUUCCCCUCAGGGCGGCUCCCGCCGCGAUGUUCCGCGGACAGCGUGCUUGGUUCUCGCAGAGCGUCAGCCCGGGCCCGCGGGGGCUGUGGGGUGAGGGGGCAGACAACAGCGAAGUCCAGGGGAGCCCCGGGGCACGGAGCUGGCAGGAAUCCGCCGGGGGUUUGGCAGGGGCAGAGCCCUGUCACCGCUCAGGGGGAGUUAGGAGGGGAGCAGAGCCCCAUCGGUGCUCAGCAGGGCACAGCAGCGGGGACACGGCCCUGCCACCCCUUCGUGGGACUGAGACCCACACAACAGGGCAGAGCACGAGUUGGGCCAGCCCGCGGUGCCCCCACACUGGAGAAAAGCCCUGAACAGCCCUCGGGGGAGCAAUGGGAGUCCCACAGCCACGGGGAGCUGUCACAUUCCGCUUCAGAGCCCAUCUCUGCGGCCCCACAAGCAGCUGUGCCCACCCAGGUCAGCCCCAGGUGGGACCCCCGGGUGCCCGCCCUGACCUCGCUCCCUGUGCCCCGCAGCAGACGGCGGAGGGACGCUCGCCCACUGGCUGGAUGCCGAGUACCUCUUCAGCAGCGAUGCUGCCCACCCCGACACCCGCAGCCCAACGAAAAUCCAACAGAGGAACCAGAAGCAGCAAGAGAUGACUGUGAGGAAGAAUCAGAGGAGGAAGUGCUAGACCUGGCUGAGAGCAGUGAAGAAACAGACUCUGAAGCACCUGCCCAGGGAGAAUUUCCAUACCGUGCCCUCCAGGAAUACCCAAUAAAUAACAUGGUGACAGGCUAUGCCUCUGCACGGGACAUGAAGAAAUAUGAGGGGGAACUCCACGAUUUUAUCCCUGGCACCUCGGGCUAUGCAGCGUACUGGGUUCAAAGCAAGUGCAGCAUUUACUGUGAGAAGACCAAAAUGAAGAGGAAAUGGUGAGGAACAGGUGGUUGCAGCAGCAAAAACUUCACUGUAAGAGCUGCCAGAUGAUUUAUAAAUUAUCCAAGUGCAGCUCAGAGCGUUCAAUGUGUUAUUUAAGUACUGGCUACAGUUACAGCAGUAUUUGCUUCUUUAAGUAACUACUAAAGCUAAAUUUCACAACAAACAUAAAUACAGACAUUUUUCCCCAAAACAGAAAUAUUUUCUUUUUAUUUUGGGGGAGGGGGUGGUUUAAGCUGUGUUUUAACUAAUUUAAGCAAGUUUUUCUUGGAGUGACAAUCCAAGAUCUCCUCACUUUCAUUUAAUCAAGGAAUUUUAAGACUUUUCCCUUUCGUUUAAGCACUUGGAAGUGACCAAUAGGGUAGAAAAAAACCCCUUUUAUUAUGGUACAGCCUGAUCCCCAGACUGUCCACUGGGAGGAAGCACAGGAAAACCUAGGACAGGUUCCACAAGCUCCAAGGAGCCACCAUGGCUGUUCUCCCACUGCCCCAAAGGCAGGAGCCUCUAAAACAACAGCUUU